This is a messenger RNA of Diabrotica virgifera virgifera (western corn rootworm), 2029 nucleotides long. Its product is annotated as cilia- and flagella-associated protein 100-like. NCBI's taxonomy places the organism in Eukaryota, Metazoa, Arthropoda, Insecta, Coleoptera, Chrysomelidae. The record is from RefSeq and is a predicted model, not a curated record. Bases 78 to 1979 code for a protein of 633 amino acids. The transcript is spliced from 9 exons.
UUGACAAUGUCAAUAUUUUAAUCAUAACGUUGAUAUUUUAUAUACGUUUCUUACUUCUUUUAUAGUAAUUUAAUAAAAUGCAGAGUUUGGAAAACGAUGAGAGUUCGGAUGAUCAGGAUCACCCACCUACACCAAACACACAUAAAACUAGAAGUCAACAUUCCGGUAUUAGCCGAAUAGACAAAAGUAAAAUAACUCGUCCUAAAAAGUUUAUACAAAGAAGAAAUGUUAAAGUUAAACCAAAGGCACCUCCUAUACAAAAGUAUUUCACGGAUGGCAGGAAUGUAACUGACCAAAAUAUUACAGAUUUAGACAAAACCAAACCAUAUAAAUUCCCAACAUCUUACGAAGAACUGGGUCAAAAAAUUAUGACCAAAGUAUGGAGAAGAGAUAUAGUGAAGCAGGAUUUAAAAGCGCCGAUUUUUAAAAAGCAAGGAAUGAGAGAGAAGCUGAAUAAUGAUCUUUUUAACAGGCUCUAUGUAAAAGUGCCCACUGCGGAAAAUACAAAGACCAUUGUCGAUCUUGACCCUCAAUUUUUUAAAGUUGUGGAAGGAAGGCCAAUUCACGAAUCGUUUAAUAGAAGAGAAUAUAUAGAUACUGUCAGAGAGUCGUUGCGGACAAAAAUUUUGAUUGGUUAUAGAGAAGACGACAUUGCUUUAAUUAACCAAAGUUUAGCAAACGAAGAGAAGCUAAUACAACAAAUCCAAGAGAACUACCAAAUAUAUGUAAAUGCGUUUGAGGAUCUUCUCUUUAGAGAUCAUAUGUCUGCUAAACAACUUCUUGCAGAGGCUGAGGCGAUAACAAAUGAAGCUUAUGAAAAAUAUGAGGAAUUUAAAAGACUGUCUAAAAAGUAUGGCUCAAUGAGAGCAGCUUUAUACGGGUCUGAAGAAAAAUGGCGUAACUGCAAGAUGUAUCAGAGUUUCUUAUACAAUAUUAGUCCACUACAAUGGAGAAAUGAACAUCCAGAACAAAAAUCUAAAUACAGCGAUAUUGAAGAACAUUUUGAAGAAAGUACGACAGCUUUAGCAGAAAAAACGGGGUCGUUAUCCGAAAUGAUAGAAUUUAUGAAAGAUGAAUGUGCGAAUGAGCCAUCACCAGAAAUCUAUUUUACUGAGCCAGAGCAAUUGAUCGACGUAUUCAGGUUUAUGGAAGUUCAAAACUUAAAUUAUCUGCUACAUGCUGAAGAAUUAGCAGUACCAUUGGCAAAUAUAAAAGAUGGUAUGCGAUUUGCCAAUAACCUAUUUGACAUGCAAAUAUCAGAGUUAGAACAAAGUAUUUCGGACUUGACAAGUGGCAUAGAGUGGGAAGAAAAUCGGGCAAAAGAACUGGAAAACUUGGCCCAAUCGUUAAUAAGCAAUGAUUUUAAGAAACUGAUUAUGGGUGAAGAGGUACUGAAUCUACACGUUUUUGUAGAAGAUGUAUAUGAAACAAGGAUUGGGCCCAACGAUGCAAAUAAUAGCAUGUUGGAAAUGAUGAAAUAUAUAGAAGAAAAAUACAGAUAUGAAGUGCUUAGUUUUGAUCUGGUACCGGCGGAACAAGUUGCUUUGCUUGAAGGUACCUGCUAUAAUGAGCAAAUGAAGAUUAUGAAACUAGCGGAAAAAGCAGCUAAACAAUAUACUGAACUAAAUACACUUACAAAACAACUCAGUAAGGCUUAUGCUCCUCCAUAUCAACGUGGACCAGGAAAACAACCUAGAAAUCGAUCUCAAGUUGUUGACCCACCAGUGAAGAUAACACCGCCACCCAGAGAUCUUACUGAAGAGGAGGAAGAAUACUUAGAAUACUUCACGGACUUCUGCAAGUACACUGAUGAUCCCCAAAAAUAUGGAAUUGAUCGAUCGAGAACUGGAAAGCAUGGCAUUCAUCCACAAGUUACGGAAAAUGAGAAAGUAAGUGCUCGACCUAAAAGUCGGGCAAAAUAUGUUACACGCAUGAAUGGAAUUGAGUUUUUGGAAAAAGUUAUUAUGACCAAUACUUAAAAAAUGUUAUUUAUAUGGAUGGAUUCGAUAAAAUAAAGAUAUAUACAAUA